UGUACGAACUACGAUACCAUAACAGAGGAACACAGAAGUACAUUAUUUGAGCCAGAGGCAGCCGACAGACUUCUGUGUGACCGAGCUCUACCACAGAGAUGGUACCGAUUCACAAAUGGUGACAUGCCAACGUCUUGUGUGCCGACCUACCAUUGCGGUACACAGAUUCCUAUAUGGCUAAACGGCCAGCUUCCUACCGCCCAGGGAACCACCGUCACCUUACAGGCGUGCUACAACUACGGCCAAGGUGUUGAUCCGGCUGUGUACGGAGGAACGACAUGUUGUCAUAAAUCACAACAGGUUCAGGUCAAAAACUGCGGCAGUUUUAAUGUUUACCACUUGAUUAGAACACCAGGAUGCCAUAUGGCCUACUGUGCCGGUAACAAACCCGUGUGCAAAAUCGGACAAUCCAACGUGGGAUCAAGCAAUUGUACCGAUUUGUAUCCAAAAAUGACACACGCCCCCAUUCUCGGAAAACCUGUAAUAGUGGAUUCCCGUGGCCAUAUUGGAUAUACCUGUGGUGCCACAGGUACCGUCAAGUUCCCGUGUCACAUCCCUUACCCAAAGGGGCAAACCGGUGUAGCUUUUGAGGUCACAUGGACAGCCAAUGGAUCCGAUCCUAUCACGAUUCCAGGAACAAACACACCAGUCGUGACCGUCCUGACAGGAGACGAUCGGGACGCGCUGCUUGAUGGCAGAUAUAUGCAUGGACACAUGGGAACUACGUUACAGUGUACAGUCAGGUCGUAUCAUACAAACACGCCGGGAGUUAAAAGCCCCUCUCUUCAAAGCAACGAAUUCUGGGCAGGAAUACGGGUGCACAACAAUUCCAUCACGGUUGACGAGAAAGGACCCGAACAGGAGGUUACUUUGGAGUCCACUGUUCCCAUCAUAUGUAACGAUCAUCACCAGCAGGCUUGUGGUGUAAAUGUGGAAAUGAUGGCCAGCACUGAUCCGUCCGUAUCAGAUGUAUCUACUACCUCCUGUACAUACAAUCUGGCGUGUGAUCCCUCUACUAACACUUACAAGGCCACAAUCAAGGUCACGGCCACACGUGACUUCGUUAAGGAUGGUAAUAAAUUGCACGAACUCGCCUUCAUUCCUAUAUUCAACCCAAUAUCCAAUCCGAUGUGGGACGGCUACAAGAUCAAACCAGUAGAGAUAACAUCAAUAGACAGACCGCAUGGCAAAUGUACAACAUCAGGAGAUCCUCACGUCUAUCAGAUUGACAGCUCGAGAAACAUUGCCGUGCAUGAAGUUGGCGACGCGAUAUUGUUUCAAAGCCUGAUAAGACCUUUUGAGGUCCAGAUCCGGACAUGGGGAUGUGGUAAAUAUGAUCCAUGCAUUUGCUCCGUGAUAGCACGUGAGGGGAAUGACGUUGUAGAAGUGGACAUGUGUGCUCGCCGUUUAAAUCAAAUGGCUGCUCCACAUCUUUCUCAUUGGCCGCUAAAGGGUACAACGGUUGACAAGGAUUCUACUGGAAAACAGUUUAAUAUCAACUUUCCUUCUGGUGCUCAUCUUGUGGUGGAAGCACACUCCUACCGGCCGAGAAAUGAGACUGACGGGUUUCUGACGGUGAAGCUCCAGGUCCCUAGUGAUGACCUUGGUCACGGUGUUGGACUGUGUGGUACAUACGACAACAAUCCAGCUAACGACCUAGUAGGAAAAAAUGGAUAUCAGUAUUCACAUGGAAAUAAACCUAAGUUUGUUCACACAUGGUUUUUAAAUCCCGGCGCAAGUAUGUUUGACCAGAAGCCGGCAUACUUGCCAUCAGCCGCCUUCAACAGUACAAAUUAUUGUCAGUGUGACCACCACAGGGCCGACUGCACGAAGGCCAAAGCCAACAACCCUCUAGCACAUCAAUGCGGAAACACGCCAUGCACUUCUAUAUCAACACAUGGUGCACACCCACGUGACCUGGAUUAUCCAGUCGAAUCUAAGAUCCGGCGUGACGUAACAUCAGUAAAAACACUAAGGUCGUUCCCGACCCCUAGCGGGAUAACGGAGAGUAUGGCCAUCUCGUCCUGCACGGACUCCAUCCGGGCAUCCACGCUUUAUUCUCGCUGUCAGUCCGUUCUGUUGACCGAAACUAUUGGCUAUUACAUCGAUGCGUGUGUGAAUGAUAUGAUGUAUGCGGACAGUGACGUUUUCAACUUAGUUCACAUGAAUUCUUUCGAUUUUGAGUGUCAAGACACUGUUCUCCGCGAUGUAAAUAAUUACGUCAUUGGUUCCCGAGGAGAAAGAAUCCCACCCGCUGACGUCACUAGUCACGUGUGUCCAAAUCAAUGCAGUAGACGUGGAACAUGUCAUGAGGGAACAUGUGCGUGUAAAACCGGAUAUACAGGCAAUGAUUGUUCAGUUCCAAUAGGUGUCGCUCCAGUCGUCAGCCAUAUUCGCGGCGAUGGCCUGUGUGACAUCAGAGACCGGAAAUGCGUGAAAGUGCAGGUGAUUGCUCAGCAUCUCAAGGCCGGUCCGGGACUAAAAUGUCGUUACAGAAAGACAGAGGUUGGUGAUGGCAAUGUCAUACCGUAUGGACCAUACAUUGAGGCUCCAGCCUCUUUUACAAGCUUCCUAGAGAUCGAGUGUAGCCUGCCUGAAAGCGUGGUGCUUAAAAAAGAAAGUCCAACUGAGGCUUUUGUGGUGUCGGUAUCGACAGAUGGCAAUUUGUAUAGCUCAGACCUGACCUUUUUCGUCUACGACGGUAAAUGUCAGACUUGCACUGUUUCUGGAAGCUGCACACUAAAGCACAACACAUGUCUGAUUGACAAUGUCUGUCACUUCCCCGGACAACAGAGCUCUGGUGGCUACUGUGACCCUACAGCUGACCCCUACACUUGGACCACGAGUCCAGCGGCCUCAGAGAUUAACCACUACACAGCGGCAGGGUCCGGGUGUCAGUGUGGCUAUGACAAGAUGAGCUUUGACUGUGCCUGCUGUACCAAUAACGGCUGUCAGUGUGGACAUGUCAAUCCUCACAUAUGUACUAACUGCACGCACUUGAGCUCGUGUGCGAUCUACCCUACUAUCAUUGUCGAGAGAUGAAAACGUAUACUCUGAUAAUAGAUAGUAUUGGAUGUAUUGUAUUGCUAUUUAAAAGAAAUUAAAACGAACGCAAAAAU
This is a messenger RNA of Pecten maximus, 3119 nucleotides long. Its product is annotated as von Willebrand factor D and EGF domain-containing protein-like. The record is from RefSeq and is a predicted model, not a curated record. The coding region runs from base 124 to 3042 and encodes 972 amino acids. The transcript is spliced from 19 exons. Lineage: Eukaryota; Metazoa; Mollusca; Bivalvia; Pectinida; Pectinidae.